AUGUUGUAUCCCCUUUCUGCAGGGAGACAAAAAGCCCUUCAGUACAUUGAGUCAAAGCUAAAAAUGCAGAAAUACAGAAGCAGGAAACUAAAGCUGAGAGAUGUCCUGGAAAUCACCCCAGAAAGUGUAAAGAACUGGACUCCCCAGACAACAGAAGAUUUACCGUGGCAUUUCCUGAGGAAGCUCAUGGCUCUGAAUGGGACGGCCAGAAGCACAAAGCUUGAGCACGGGGCACUUGGUGAUCAAACUCUAAUUAUGGACAAAGAGGAGCUGGGUAUUCAUAACAUUUUUUUUUUUCUCAGUGACACAGACACUAGUGAUUCUCUGAACCCCCUUGAUGUUCUCUGUGCCAUGCUGCUUUGUUCAGACAGUUUCCUGCAGCAGGAGAUCCUGUCCAAAAUGUCCAUGUGCCAGUUUGCCCUCCCUCUGCUGCUACCCGCCCUCGACACCCCCAAGUGCACCCUGAUGCUGUGGGCCAUGAGGGACAUUGUGAGGAAGUGGAGGCCGCACUCCCUGGCACAGAGCAGAGGGUUCAGAGAGGAGAGCCUGGUGCUCACAGCAAUGCCAACCAUUUCCUUUGUGCGGAUGGGUAGCUGCAGCUUCUCCAAGUCCAAACUCCUCAAUGACAUUCUCAGCCCCUCCCAGCAGCACCACGAUUUCUUUAUCCAUCAGGACAUGGAGUCUGGGAAUGUCCCUCGGGAAAUCACAGAUGGGCUGGUCGAGAUUUCCUGGUAUUUCCCUGGGGGGAGGGAGAAUUCAGAUCUUUUCCCAGAACCCGUUGCGGUUACAAACCUGCGCGGAGACAUUGAGUCACAUUGGCUGCAGUUCAGCUUUGUAACAGAGAUCUCCUCCGCAGUGUUCAUAGUUACUGAGCGCAUCAGUGAGAGACAAUGCACAUUGUUAUCAACUCUGCAGGGAUCAGACACUAAAUACUACUUCAUCUUUAAUAAUGAGGCUGCGACAUCCAAGGAAACACUGAGAUUCCUGAAAAAGUUGGUCCCGGCGCUGAAACUGAACAACUCCCAUGUGCUGCAGAAAGGACGUGCCAUAAAUCAGGCAGCAUAUGUAAAAGCUGUACAGUCUGCAAUAGCAGCCGUAAUGAGAUCUUCUCCCAAGACAUUGAGUAUAGAAGCCAUGGCUGAGACAGCGCGUCAAUUAGGCAUCCAGGUAGAUGAGGAUAAUGAGAAAUGCCAGAGUGCCAGUGAAUGUGCAAAGGAAAUCACUGUACACAUAAAAGAUGUGGCAGAGUACAAGAGGGAAAAGCUGAGACUCCAGGGGGAGACAUGGAAAAACUUGGCUGAAGUGGAAAAAGAGCUGUGCCAAAUGAGAAAGCAAGGAAACGUCCCUCUUGAGAAAUACAAGUCUCAACUGAAAGAGAAAUUAAUAGAGUUACGUGUCCAGCAGCAUAAACAUGACCUGACUGAUGGUUUGACUACAUUUAUUACUGGACUAGGCCUACUGCCUCCCGAGGAGAAACAUUACUUCCUGAAAUGGAUGAAAUUUGACCUGGAUCACAUUGCUCGGGAGAAUCUUUCUAAACUACGGGAUCAAUAUAAAGAGAAAUGCAAAAACUCAAAAGAUGACCCCAAAAUGUUUGCAGAGUUAGACAAAUUAAUCUCUGCCAGUUCCUUAGGAGUAGAGCAUUUCAUGCGUGAGUUGGGGCAGUUCUACGAGGCUGAACACACAAUGGUGAAGAAAGGUAAAAUGGCAGAAAGACAAUUCAUCCAUCUCCCAGGCAUAGCAGCUGACCUGAUGCUGGAAGGGUUUCCCAUGGAGCUGAUCGAUGGAGAUGUGUCCAACAUCCCACUGCAGUGGGUAACAGAUGUUCUGACCCAGCUUCAUGCCAAGCUGGGGGGAAGGUCCAGAAUGCUGGUUCUAACGGUGCUGGGAGUGCAGAGCACUGGGAAAUCCACCCUCCUCAACACCAUGUUCGGCCUGCAGUUUGCAGUGAGCAGUGGCCGAUGUACGCGAGGAGCCUUCAUGUUACUCAUUAAAGUGUCAAAGAACUUUCAGCUGGAGCUGGGCUGUGAUUUCAUCCUGGUGAUAGACACAGAAGGCUUGAAAGCCCCUGAGCUGGCCAAGCUGGAAGAUAGUUAUGAACACGACAAUGAGCUGGCCACACUGGUGGUUGGACUGAGUGACAUAACCAUUGUUAACAUGGCCAUGGAGAACGCCACCGAAAUGAAGGAUAUUCUGCAAAUUGUGGUCCAUGCAUUUCUCAGAAUGGAGGAAAUAGGGCAAAAAGCCAACUGCCAGUUUGUGCAUCAGAAUGUCAGUGAUGUGUCUGCGCAUGAACAAAACAUGAGGGACAGGAAACACCUCCUGGAGCAACUGAAUGAAAUGACCAAAGCUGCAGCAAACAUGGAAAAGAGAGGCAGGGAGAUGACAUUUGCUGAUAUUAUGGAUUAUGAUCUGGAAAAACACAAUUGGUACAUUCCUGCUCUGUGGCAUGGAGUCCCUCCCAUGGCUCCAGUGAAUGUGAGAUACAGUGAAAAAGUUUAUGAAUUGAGGAAAUAUUUGUUUGAAUUUCUGAAAGACUGUUCACAAAAUAGAUCCCCCAAGGACAUUCCCCAAUUUCUUGAAUGGAUGAGGAGCUUGUGGAAUGCUGUAAAACAUGAGAACUUCAUUUUCAGCUUUAGAAACAGCCUCGUUGCUGAAGCCUAUAACCAGCUCUCUGUGAAUUACACAGAGUGGGAAUGGGGUUUCCGCAAGAUAAUGCACCUCUGGGUAUCUGAAAAGGAAACUUUCAUCCAAAAUCAGCCACCAGAUAGACUAGAUGCCAAUAUUUUAACUAAAUUAAAGAACGAGGCACAGGUAAAACUGAGGCAAGAAGCAGAGAAGAUUUUGGAUAAUUUAAAACACUAUUUUGAAAGUGGAGCAGCAAAUCUGCACCUGAUAGAAAAGUACAAAGAAGAUUUUAGGAAAAGUGCAAAUGGUCUGAGGAAUGAACUAGAGAGUUAUUCAUUCAGCAAGUUAGAAGAAGCGAUUGAAAUUAGAAAAGGUCAACAUAAAACAGAUGCUAUCCUGUCAGUGUACAAGAGAAAAAUUGAAGAGAAAGUUGACAGGCUUCUGAACCAUUGCAGGAAAAGCAAAUGCAAACUAAAUAAUGAUGAACAGGAGCGAGAAUUUGAAACCAUGUGGACAGAAACAUUGAGAGAAUUAUCACUCAUUCCUCUACUGAAACGCAACAUAGAUGAAGAAAUGGAGUUCCAUCUGAGAAAAGACUUAGAGAAUAAGGGGAGUGCUGUAUGGCAGAUAUUACAGGAUGCCAAAAGCUUACCUACUUAUACAACACAAAAUUUCAAAAUGAAAAAGGAAUACUUAGACUUAAAGGUGUUCAAAGGUAUGAAAAUAUCAAUAUCAGGUGUGAAAGAAUACUUUACACAGGAAUGCUGGCAUAAAACAGAGGCUCUUGCUACAUCCUUAAUAGAUGAGUGCAAUAGUUACACUGAAAAAAGGGUAAAUGGCAAAGCAGAUUAUGAUGAAACUUAUUGCAGAGAGUUGUUGCGGAUGAUUAAUGAGCAGCUUCAGCAGGUGAAUGUUCAAAACCUUCACAUCAGCACUUGCUUUGAAGUUGAUCUGAAGCUUCACAUUUUGGGGGAUGCAGCUCGUGCAUUUCAGAAGAUGCAUGAAGAAUUCAUUAAAGAAAAUGAUCCUCUGCAGCGUCUGAUUAAACUGAAACCUCAGUAUCUCUCCACAUUCAAAGCUCUUUACUUAGAGAAGGAUGAGUGUCAAGACAGGGCCUGGAAUUUCUGUGAUCAGUGUCUCAAACCUGCUCUGGUGGACUAUGUGAACAAGAGACUUGGGACAGAAAUCGUGGAUGACUUUCUCAGAAGUGAACAGUCUAUUGAGUACAGCACCCGGAGCUUUUUCCAAUUCUUUGUUCUGAAGAAGCUUUUGGAAGAAAAUGAAUUUAACAGUUAUUUGCAAUACACAAAAAAUUACGUACAUUUUAUCAAAACCCAGAUACGGAAACACGUGUUAAAACGCUACAGAGAGCAGGCAAGUCUGGGAGAUUUGGAGAAAAGAAUUUUAUCCCCAAUAAUUAAUGAACUCAGUGAUAUUCUGACAAACUCCAAAGAUUUGAAGACUAAGACAGUCGCUUCAUUUUUAGACAACUUUUGUGAAAAGCUGCAGCAGGAUCUAGUCAUUCCCAAGGAAAGCUUAGAAGUGAUACUGUUUAAAAACACAGCAAGUGCAGACCAAUUUUCAGCUUUUAUAGAACAAUUUAUUCCUGAUCUAGAAAAACAAGUUUUAUCCACUUUUGAAAACCUGGAAAUUGAGUCAAAACUCUCAAAACUUGCAGUGAAGCCCCAGGAUGCAAUCUUCAAGCAAAUGUUUGGCUGUGGGAAGCAGUGUCCAUUUUGUAGAGUCCCUUGUGACGCAGGAGCCCCUGUUCAUGAGGAGCAUUUUGCCAAAGUGCAUCGACCUGAAGGAUUGGGGAAAUACCGGUGGAAUGAAACAAGGAGACUUGUCUCUGAUAUAUGCUCCUCUUCUGUGGCUUCCAAUAAGACAUUUAGAUGUGCAGAGACAAAAGGGGAGUUUUAUCCUUAUAAAGAUUAUCGGAAAUAUUUUCCAGACUGGAAAAUCCAGCCAGAUCCCAGCAUCACGGCUUCUGAUUACUGGAAGUUUGUUUUCAAGGAGUUCAAUCACCAGUUUGCUAAGGAGUUUGAUGCUCUCCCUGCCGAUCUCCCUGACGACUGGUAUAAAAUAACCAAAGAGCAGGCACUGGAGAGCCUAAAGGAAGCAUAUGCAUUGAAGUAAAAAACAGGCUGAGAAACUCUGAGCAGAAAGUUACAGAAGUUAAUUUGCUUUAAAUGUGGCAUGUGAAAAAAUCCCAUAUCCUCUAAAUGUGGAAUGUCGUUUCUCUUUUAAUAUCAGACACAGGUUGCAGCUUCCAAACAGAUAAAGAAACAAUGGUUUUUUCACAUUUCACAUCACAUAGAAUUUAUGGAAAAUUAAAGAUGAGGGAAAGACCCAUAUGUGGAGUUUCUGCAUCUUUGUCUAAAGGACCAAAUCCCAAAUUUGUCCUCACCACUGCAUUUUGCUGGUGCAGUGGUACCAUGUGGUGACCUGCCAACCUCCAAAGAGCCCCCUGAAUACCAACCAUCCACUUCUGCUACUUAAAGCAUCAAUAACCUGCACUUUUGCAGCUAAUCUAACACCAAGCAGCCUGGCCCUGAUGCUCACCUUCCCUGGGGAAACACAUGGGAGGGAAAAAGUACUUCAGAGACACCAAUGAGGGAGGUUUGCAGCGUAAAGUAAUGGGGAAGGGAAGGAUGCAGGCAGCAAACCCAACAGGUCCUGAGGAUUCAAAGGGAAUCCUUACAAGCCCAUCCCAUCCC
Chelonoidis abingdonii (Abingdon island giant tortoise) is the source of this 5345-nucleotide messenger RNA. Its product is annotated as up-regulator of cell proliferation-like. Lineage: Eukaryota; Metazoa; Chordata; Testudines; Testudinidae. Gene Ontology annotation, molecular function: GTP binding. The record is from RefSeq and is a predicted model, not a curated record.